Theileria annulata is the source of this 2868-nucleotide messenger RNA. RefSeq names its product pp1-like protein serine/threonine phosphatase, putative. Gene Ontology annotation, cellular component: cytosol; nucleus. Bases 1 to 2868 code for a protein of 955 amino acids. Gene Ontology annotation, molecular function: protein serine/threonine phosphatase activity; calcium ion binding; protein binding. The transcript is spliced from 10 exons. The record is from RefSeq and is a predicted model, not a curated record. NCBI's taxonomy places the organism in Eukaryota, Apicomplexa, Aconoidasida, Piroplasmida, Theileriidae.
AUGGAAGACGUGAAAGUAAAUGACCAGGUUAUGGUCUACGGCUUUAGAGGUGUUGUAAAAUAUAUUGGCAAAAAGGAAUAUAUUAAAAAGCCAACUGGAAAUGUAGUAAAUCAACUCGUCGGUGUUGAGCUUGUCAAAAAACUGCCUCAGUGCACUAAUGGAAAUCUUAAUGGAACUAACGUGUUCGAUACCAAGGCUGAAACAGCCUUGUUUAUCCCCUUAGAAACAUUAAAACCCUAUGAUGAAAAGGAAGCAGCCUCAACGAGAAUACAAGCGACCGUGAGAAUGUUUCUAGCAAGAUCCAACUAUAUUAAGACCAUGUCGUUCCAUUUUUGGAACCAUAUGGAAAGCCUACAGGAGUUUAGAACACUUGAAUCUAAAAAGAAUGUAUUACUGCCUAUUAUCGAACGUUUGAAAUAUCAUUAUUCAAAAAAGGAUUCUUAUUUGAUCAAAUCAGGAAUUCUAAGAAGAAGGUUUUCUGACCAGACCUUCGAAUUUGAAAGGAAAGAUUAUCCGCCUUCAGAUUAUAACGGACCGAAACUGGGUAAGGUCGUAACCCUCAAAUUUGCCCAUGAACUAUUGGACAUGUACAAAUCUGGAGCUAACAUCCAACUUCCAAUAGACUACGCGCAAAAGAUUAUGCUUGAUAUGUUAAUGUGGUAUCAGAAUAAUGAUGAAGGGGUUAUCAACCAUAUUUCCAUCCCUACACACGACAACAGUAACGUUAUCAUAGUAGGAGACCUUCACGGUCAGCUUAAUGACUUGUUGUGGAUAUUUUAUAAGUUUGGCCCUCCGUCUAAAAGAAAUGUGUACUUAUUUAACGGAGAUAUUGCCGAUAGGGGCACCUUUGCAUCCAACAUUUUUCUGUUGUUGUUUGCAUUCAAAUUGGCCGAACCCACUUCUGUUAUAAUUAACAGAGGUAAUCAUGAGUCUGACGAUAUGAAUGAAACGUACGGAUUUACUGGUGAGGUUAAAUCAAAAUACGACGGUCACAUUUACAAUUUAUUCCAAAAACUUUUUUGGGAGCUACCACUAGUUAUUAUCAUAGAGAAAAGAAUUAUAGUCGUUCAUGGAGGACUUUUCAGAGAGCAUAACGUAACUUUGAAUGAAAUAAGCCGUGUCAAUCGUAAGAGGACUUGUCCAGCAAGUCCAGAUAAACGGGAAGAUAGCUUAAUGUUUGAUUUGCUAUGGUCAGACCCGCAACGUGGAAAAGGAAUUGCUUCAAGUAGUAGAGGUGCGGGUUGUAUAAGAUUUGGGCCUGACAUCACAGAAAAAUUCCUAGAAAUGAAUAAUUUGGAAAUUUGUAUUAGAUCACACCAGGUUCCAGACACACUCAGGGGAAUAGAUAUUCUACACAGCGGGAAAUGUAUUACUUUGUUCUCAGCCUCUAACUAUUGUCAAACUACCCACAACACUGGAGCUAUUUUGAUUUUCACACAAGGUUUAAAGUUUGAAGCGCACGAAUAUAUAUCACCCUCACUAGAAUCUAUUCACUCCCUGGAAAAUAGCACAAACAAAGUAACUCAAAAGCUUCUUGAGUCCACCGUUUUUGGAAGGAUGGAACUUGAGGAGAAAAACAAAAAGAGGAAACCAAUUUAUGAAAAUUGUACCCAGGAUGUGAUGAUGAAAAUCUGUGAACUUAUUUGCGAACACAAGCAGAAACUAUGGCUUAACUGCUACAAACACGACAAGAAUAAAAAUGGAACUAUUUCACCUGAGGCCUGGAGGAAUGCUCUCGACGAUUUGGCCAAAACUACCAUACCUUCACUCUUCAGCAUCAAACAGCUUAAAGCUGUUUGCGAAAAUACUGGCCUCGUCCACUACAACGAAGUGUUAAAAAACAUUAUCAUAGGUUUCGAUCCAGUUAGACACGGCCAUCAACAUCUAAGAAGAGAGUUCAUUUCACAUAUCUUUGACACAAUGGUUAAAUCUGAUUUAAACCUAAGGGAGUUAUUGAUGAUUUUUGAUAGAAACUUGGACGGCUCAGUGUCAUAUUCUGAGCUUGAUGAUGCCAUCAGAAAAUUAAGCAUUGGAUUGUCAUAUCCGCAAAUCAAGAUUUUAAUCAGAACUAUUUUCUCGAGUUGCCUCGACGGCACCAGUCAGGGAAAGGCUGACAUUGUAGAAUUUUUAAGUAAGCUAAAGGUAAUAUACUCCGCUUCAAUCAAGUAUCAUCCAACUGAAGAAUGGAUGGAAAAGGCUCUUCCAUCAAUUGGUCGUCUAAUUUUAUCAAAUAGGGUUGAAUCUGCUCUUAAGUACUGCAACCCAAAUAAUAACAUUGAAAAUUUGGAGAAGGAAAGACUCGAGAUUAAUAGGAGAAGAUCCUCUGCAAUAAGGGCAUUUGCACUAUUCCAAAAGUUCCAAGAAUACGAUAAAGCUGGAGAAGGCCUGCUUUCCUAUGAUGAUUUCGUCAAAGCUUUAAAGACUCUAGAUCUCUCCAAAGCAGAAGAAGAAAUAGGUGUAAAACUCACUGAUCACCAUUUGACUGAGUUAGCAAGGAUGAUCGACUUUACAAACUCCCAGAAAAUCAAUUAUCUUGAAUUCCUACAGGCAUUUUAUGUAGUUGACGAGAGCAAAUACUCAGUAGUUGACGAGAUGUGGCAUCAUAUAUGCGCUACUAUGUACAAUCAUAAAAACAGCCUUAAAAGGGCGUUUAGCUACUACGAUAAGGAGCACGUAGGGAAGGUUUACGUUAAUGAAUUCAAAGAAGUUCUUUACGUAUUGAACGAGAUUAUAGGAGGACAAGAAGCACCUCUAACCAUGGAACAAACGGAAGUUUUGGUUGAAUGCAUAGAUACCAACGAGGAGGGAAUGAUUCUAUACGAUGAGUUUUUGGAAUCUUUCAAACCAAUGUACACAUUAAACGAUUAA